AUGUUCCGGGACGGCAGGCCCUUCAACCAACAAGAUGUUGGCGCUUCGGCCGCCGAAAGCCUGUUCCCACCACCGCCGCCAACGAUUGUUGGGGCAAUUCGUGCGGGUCUGGCCCGGCAGAUCGACGGCGGUAGUUCACCUUGGCCAAAAGACGCACUCGGUCACGGUGUUAACUGGCAGGAUGAGGGGACCAGCCUUGGCGAGUUACGAUUUGGGCCACUUCUGAUCCGCCGGAAAGCAGGCCUCCUGUUUCCAGCACCAGCGCAUCUUUGCAAGGACCGCGAUGGGCGGAUCUGGCUCUUGGAAGUCAGGGCGCCGACGAAGUUCAGGAGCGAUCUGGGGCCAACGGUUGUGUUUCCGCAGGAACCUGCGGGGGCCAAGGGCGUCAAGGUGCUGGAGGGCGCUUGGAUAGACAGUUCCGGCCUUUCUGACGUCCUGAACGGAAAGACCCCGGAAAGCACAUCAAUCGUCGAUGAAGACAAACUGAUGAAACGUGAAUCAAAGGCUGGGAUCGGCAUCGACGUGCGGACGCGUGUUGUGAACGACGCCCAGCUUUAUACGGCUUCGUUUCUCCGCUUGAGGGACGACGUGGAGUUCUUGCUGCCGUGCGAGGGUGCUCCCGUCCCCACAGAAGAUUUCACGCAGAGGCUCGGCGGCGAACAGCGCGCGGCGCAAUUCCAUCUUGCUGAGAUUGAACUCGACCAAAGUGCUUCAACCAAGCUCGACGGCCUGACCGAGUACGCUGCGGUCGCCGUGUCGCCGGUCUAUUUGAAGAAAGAGCCGUAUGCCGGUGGACCCAUUCCCGGCCUUUCCGGUACGCUUGUAUCGGCGGCAAUUCCGAAACCGUUCAGGCUCGGCGGGUGGUCCUCAAUGGAGAACGGACCCUUGCCGAUGACGCCGAUUAUUCCGGCGGGCGCCGUCUUCUUCAUGGCGUGCACCGAAGAUGAAUCGCCAAAGCAGCCCAACGCAUCUAUCGGGUACGCGACAAAAUGGGGCUUCGGGCACUGUUUCUUGGGAAAAUGGCCAGGCAAUAGAGAGGUUGACGGAUGA
Effrenium voratum is the source of this 1050-nucleotide messenger RNA. The record is from the annotation of a GenBank genome assembly. NCBI's taxonomy places the organism in Eukaryota, Dinophyceae, Suessiales, Symbiodiniaceae.